AGUUGAACAGUUGUGAAGGAGACGCUGGGGCCAGCGGUACUACUGCUGGAGUAGAUAAACAAUACACUGAUAAAUAUCAAUCGACACGCGUAAAAAGAGCAGGAAUAAGGGUAGCACCGAGUUAAACAUUGACUGUUCCUCUGGCGACUAUUACCAAGCGGAGAGACGCUUGUGUUGGACUUUUAUCGUACGAUUUUUGGGGAGAAGAGACGGCACGAGAGCAGCGCGAGGUGGUAAGGGAAGAAGAGCUGAAUGCUGAGGAGGAGUCUAGCCUACAGAAGGACUGGUCUAGGAAGGGCACGGCCUUACUAGGCUGCAGCCUUCCAUUUGUGAAGCACCCUAAGUCGCACUGACAGUGAUUGCAUCCGGCAGACAUUAGGUCCUGAGAGCAGCCGCCCGAGUCCAGACUUCCCUUCAUCCGCUCAAAGUUCAAUAUCUACUGAUGAGAGGGGGAAGGUCUGAUCACACAAUGGUGUCCACACAUGCCUGAUUUAACUGAGGAGAAGCUCCAUCACAAAGUUCAUUUAUAUCCAACUAUUGUUUGUCCUCCAUUCUCUGGCCUCUCCAGCUGAGUGGCUGCCCAUGUUCCCUAAGCUUUGUUAUUUCAGCUACACUGCGGGCAUGCUCCAGUGCUGAGCUCUGCCACAUAGCCAUACCAUGACCAGUCUAAAGCGUUCACAGACCGAGCGCUCGGUGGGCGGCUCUGUUCCCGCUACAGAUGAGUUUUACACUCGCCGUCUGCGAUUGCCCAAUGGUGGUGCACCACCCCCUCGCAGUGAGAGCACACACUUGACUGGCACGCCCGGAGUUCCCAAAAUGGGCGUUAGGGCACGGGUUGCUGACUGGCCCCCCAGGAAAGAUGGCAGCAGUGGAGGAAGUGGAGGAGGAGGAGGAGGGGGAGGAAAUGGAGGGGGGGUGUGGCACAUCACAGUGGAGACCGAUUCCCCUUCCACCACCACAGGAAGCACCCAAAGCAACUUGUCGACCAAGCUUGGUCACCUGAUCAGCCCUCAGGACUCAUCCAUGCUGCGUAACAUUCAUAACACACUGAAGAACAAGAUGCACAGCAAAGGUAAAGACAAUCGCUUUCUCUCCCCGGAUGGUUAUCUUGGUUCGCCCCGCAAGGGUAUGCGGCGCAUCCGACAGCGCAGCAACAGCGAUAUCACCAUCAGCGAACUAGACGGCGAUGGCAGUGAAGGCUGGUCUUUUUCUGGCUGGACACCCAUGCAUAGAGAGUACGGCAGUACGUCCUCCAUCGACAAGCAUGGCGUAUCUGGUGAGAGCUUCUUCGACAUGCUUAAAGGUUACCAAACCGAUGCUCCUGACCAGCGCAGCCCUGCCCCUGAAAAAUUGAGUGAGUUGCUGACAGUAGCCCAUAAACAAACUGCCCUUGACCUGCCUGAUGGACCUCUGGGUCCUCCUCGUGGCAGUCCCGCCAGUCGACUGAAAGAAAGAGAAAAACACAUGAAACGGCGUUCAAAGUCAGAAACGGGUGGAGAGUCUAUAUUCCGUAAGCUGCGAAGCGUCAAAGCUGAAGGUGAUUCGUCACGUGCAGGUUCUGAUGCAGAAGAUGGAAAGUCAGAUGAUGCAGGUCCUCCUCCCAAACCAUGGGUCUGCCAGAAGGGGUUUGCGCACUUUGACGUCCAGAGUAUUCUGUUUGACCUGAAUGAGGCAGUGCAAAGUCGACAAAGUGCGGUUAAGAGGAAAAACACCACCACCGGUGCCUCUGCUGCAGCUGCAGCCUCAGCCUCCAACACAUCAUCUCUCUCAUCCACCCAAAGUGGGGCUUAUAGCUCCCCUUGUGGCAGCCAAGAAGAGCUCAACAUCAAGGAUGGGCCUUCUCUUGACUCAGGUGACGACAAGAGCAACGAUCUAGUUCUCAGCUGCCCAUGUUUUCGUAAUGAUAUUGGUGGUGAAGGAGAGAGAAACAUAAGCCCUUCGAAGCAGGGCAGUAUCGGCAGUGGGGCCUCCAGCUCUUCAAGAGAUGAAGAAGGAUCCCCUGAAAGAGCUCCCAACACCCAUUUUAGCAAUGCUGGGGUGGCUGUUCUUGAAGCGCCCAAGGAUGGCAAGAGUCUCCACCAUGAUCGUGGAAAAAGCAACAUAGUUGAACAUGUGGACUUGGGUGCCUAUUAUUACAGAAAGUACUUUUACUUGAGAGAGCACUGGAACUACUUAGGUGUCGAUGAGACACUGGGGCCAGUAGCAGUGAGCAUUCGUCGGGAGAAACUGGAGGAUCACAAAGAGCACGGCCAACAAUUCAAUUACAGAAUCAUCUUCAGAACCAGUGAGUUAACAACCUUACGGGGCUCCAUUUUGGAGGACGCUGUGCCCUCCACCUCCAAGCAUGGCUUAGCUCGAGGCCUGCCUCUGAAAGAGGUGCUGGAAUAUCUUGUACCUGAACUCAAUGCCCACUGCCUCCGACUUGCCCUUAACACACCCAAGGUCACAGAGCAGCUGAUGAAACUGGACGAGCAGGGGCUUAGUUUCCAGCUGAAGGUGGGAGUCAUGUACUGCAAGGAUGGCCAGAGCAGUGAGGAGGAAAUGUACAAUAAUGAGGCAGCAGGUCCUGCCCUGGAGGAGUUUCUGCAGUUGUUGGGGGAAAGGGUGCGCCUCAAGGGUUUUUCUAAGUACCGUGCACAACUGGACACUAAAACGGAUUCUACUGGAACCCACUCUUUGUAUACAACUUUUAAAGACUAUGAGAUCAUGUUCCAUGUGUCUACAAUGCUCCCUUACACACCCAAUAACAAACAGCAGCUGCUAAGGAAAAGACACAUUGGAAACGACAUAGUUACAAUCGUGUUUCAAGAGCCCGGAGCAAAACCCUUUAGCCCCAAGAACAUCCGCUCGCACUUUCAACAUGUCUUUGUGGUUGUACGAGCACACAAUCCAUGCUCCGAAAACACCUGCUACAGUGUUGCAGUGGCACGCUCACGAGAUGUACCUGCAUUUGGACCAACUAUUCCUGAGGAUGCAACAUUCCCAAAGUCCACGGUCUUUCGAGAUUUCUUGCUGGCCAAAGUUAUUAACGCCGAAAAUGCAGCCCACAAGUCGGACAAGUUCCGUGCCAUGGCCACUCGGACACGUCAGGAGUACUUGAGGGACCUGGCUGAACGCCAUGUUACGAGCACACCUAUCGAUCCCUCAGGCAAAUUCCCUUUUAUUUCUCUGGCUCACAAGCGAAAAGAGAAGAACCGGCCAUACCUUGGUGCAGAACUGCGCAGUCCAGGGGCCAUCACUUGGCCUGUUUAUGCAGAGGACCACGGGGCUGGAGGAGAACUGGAAGGUCUGCUGGCCAUUUCCAAUGAUUUCCUUGUGCUUGUGGACCCAGAGGCUAAGGCAGUAGUCUUCAACUGUGCUGUCCGAGAUGUCAUUGGCUGGACAAUGGGAAGCCCUGCUUCCAUGAAGAUCUACUACGAGCGUGGAGAGUGCAUCUCGCUGCGCUCCAUCAAUAACAACACAGAAGACUUCCGUGAGGUUGUCAAACGUUUGGAGCAUCUUACUAAAGGCUGUGAAACCAGUGAUAUGACCUUGCGGAGGAAUGGACUAGGCCAGCUUGGCUUUCACGUUAACUACGAGGGCAUUGUGGCCGAGGUGGAGCCAUACGGGUAUGCCUGGCAGGCUGGGCUGAGGCAAGGCAGUCGAUUGGUCGAGAUUUGCAAGGUGGCUGUGGCAACACUUUCACACGAACAGAUGAUAGACCUGCUCCGCACCUCAGUGACUGUGAAAGUUGUGAUCAUACCACCACAUGAGGACGCCACGCCUCGCAGGGGCUGUUCAGAGCUGCACCGUAUGCCUGUGGUGGAAUACAAGGGUAGCAAUGAGAGCGGCUCAUUUGAGUACAAGUUCCCUUUCCGGAGCAAUAACAACAAAUGGCAACGAACCUCAUCCAGUCCACAGCGGUCCCUCACAGCCUCACCCCAGAGUCACAGCGGAACCCCAAACCGGGCCGUCAGCCUGGGGGCCAGCAUGGGCAAGGCUCUCUCUGCCGAGCGGCCUGAGAGAGCUACUGCCAUCCCCCGCAGCGUUUCUAGUGAUGGCCGGCCACUGGAUUCCAAAAGGAUGUCUCCAGGUUCUGAGAACUAUGCCCUGAGCUCCUCUCUCAUGUUGGGCCGCUCGCCGCACAACCGCAGUUCUCCCAGUAACCUCUCCUGCUCCAGUGACACGGGCUCAGGCAGCUCAGCUCACUGGAGGCAGAAGUCCAUGCCUGAGGGAUUUGCUCCCAACAGGCACUCCCCUCUCCCAGCGGAACGGCAAAUGGUGGCAGAAGGUGGGAGCAGCAGCAAGUCGACCCCCAGCUGGCCCAGAGUGGAGGACAACUCUGACAGACCACCAUCAGAUUCUCCGGUCACUAAGUCUAGCUCCUCCUACUCAGGCGGCCCACGGAUCCAGAGACAGGAGCAGGUCAUUCACCUUUCCCCCAAGAAGGGCAGCCAGUCGGAAGGUCCUUACUCCCACUCCAGCAGUAACACUCUCUCCAGCACCACGUCCAGUGGGGGUCACAGUGAUGACAAGUGGUAUGAUCUGGGUGGUGGAGGGAUAGGAGACCAGCCGGACUUAGAGCCGAACGGUCUGGGCGGUGGUGGAUACCUGCAGGGUGCUUCAGCAGACAGUGGCAUUGAUGCCACAUCGUACGCCCCCCCUCACGGGAGUUCCAGCUCUCUGCUGGCUGUGGGAGCUCCUGGGCCCAGAGAGCGAGCCCCUUCACCCUGGCACAGCCCCACAGAAGGGGGCCGUAGGGUGCUUGAGAGAUCCCCUCCCGCUGCAGAGUCUCCAGUGUCCCCUGCGGAUGGGCCACCUACUACCCGAAGCCCACCAACUCAUCUGCUGGUCCGGGAUGGCAGUUCAUACAGUCUGAGCGACAUGGCGUCCCAUUCCAGCACACGCCACGCUGUCAGCCCUGCAGUCCUGAGCUCCUGCCACAGCUCCCCACGUGAAGAGUCUUCCUCAGCCACCUCCCCCUCCUCCUCCUCCUCCUCCCAGAGCUCUGUGUCACCUGGCCCCAAGAGUUUCUAUCCUCGUCAGGGAGCCACCAGCAAGUACCUGAUUGGCUGGAGGAAACCAGGCAGCACCAUCAACUCUGUGGACUUUGGGGACACACGCAAAAGACCACAGGGUGAAGGGACAGAAGGUGGUUCAUCUCAGCCCAGGCCCUCUCUCAGAGAUCUGCACUCUCCUCAAGCUAUGUGCAAGUCCACAGUGGAAGAGGACCUGAAGAAAUUAAUCACACCAGACAGUCCCCCAUCCAAACAACACAAGGAGAAGUCCUCCUCGUCAGGUCCAUCAGCCUCAGGGCGGCGUUCUCUGCAACGCACCCUGUCAGAUGAGAGUAUAUAUCGGGGUCAACGGCUGCCAACUCUGGGAGAUUCCAUUCUGGAGCAGGCUCUUGCUAGCGACGUGCUCUUCAGCUGCUCUACCAUUCCACGAUCUCCAACUACCCGUGGCGCCCCAUUGCGUAGACCCUCCUACAAGAUGGGCAUCAAGAUGCAUGGUGACUUCUCAGCGUCUGACACCUCUCUAGCAGACCUGCACGAGCGACAGAGACUGCCUCCUCCUGAACUGGGUCUCAUGCCCCUCCCAGACACGGGCACUGACAGCGGAUUGGACUGGACCCACCUCGUUGAUGCUGCCAGUGCUUUUGAGGGAGAGAGAAGACCACAGCGCAUCCAGAGAGGAUUUAUGUUUAGUUCUCAGGACGUCAGUCAGAGAGGAGAGAGUUCACUCAGUCCUCAGCACCUAGAGCUUCAGCCAGUGCCCCACUCCAGACUCUCUCCCAGUGAGGGACCUAUAAGCUACGGUGGGAAGAUUUCUCAGCUGGAGGCUUUGGUGAAGAUGUUGCAGGAGGACUUGAAGAAGGAAAGAGAAGAGAAAUUGAAACUGCAGGCACAAAUUAAAAGGCUUUGGGAGGACAAUCAGAGGCUGCAAGAAGAGUCUCAAAGCUCUGCUGCCAAGCUCAAGAAGUUCACAGAAUGGGUCUUUAACACCAUCGAUCUGAACUGAGCCAUCUGCAGAAGACCGGGAAGAUCAGUUGACUUUCUAAGGACCAGACAAGAUGUGGGGGAAACUUAAGCACUACACCAUGUGCUACUGGAUUGAGGUUAAUCCAUUCACAAUUCAACAUAAAAAAAAAAUAUUUAUUUUCUCAAUUACAUUUCUUCUCGAACAGUCAAUUAUUUCAAAUUGUGUUGACGAGGAACCAACACUGGCAUGGCUCGGAGGUGGGCAUAAGAAAACAAAUCUUCACACCUUUCCUGUGAUUAGUUCUCCUCUCUAUAUCCAUUGGGAUAUCAUUAGAAGCGCCCACAGGAGUAAGCUACGGGCUGUUCCACUCUUGUCCCUCCUGUGCCCUACUUACGACUGACAACCUGACAUUCUGUUUCAGUCAUUUGGACAGUGCUACAGCCCUGCCCCAUCCAGACCUCAGAGACUGAGUAGAAGAAAAGAAAAAAACCGUUGACUCCUCUGCCACAGUGUGUCCUCUUUAUUUCACCUUGAGCACCACUUUUUGCCAUGUUGUGAAAUUUUGCAGAAUCAUUGUAGUUUUGGAGUUUUGUGCCACGCUCUGGCAAAUCAAUCCACAAAACUCCCUGCUCUUCGGAUAACAUUUGUAUUUCAACAGAAGGAAGAGACUGAUUUUUCUGAGGUGGAGUUUUUUUUGUUUUUUGAGGUGAAAGUGUUCUGCUCAUAAUGAAGUCAGUAGUUGUGUUGUGAUGUUUCUUCUCAACAUCAAUCAAAGCAAUAGCAGGGAGUCCUUGAAUCCUUGGCAUAAAGACUGCUCUGCAGGACUAAAAGCAAAACAUAAUGACUCUGGCAAUAUCCUGCCUAGAUAGCUUUUAAGCAAAGCUAUACAUCUCAAGUCUGUGGUACGAACGCUGAAGAUUGGAUUUUUCAGUCUCCAAGAAUGCCGAUCCGGAAUUUAAGACAAGUCUUAAUUUGGGAACAGUUUUGUUAUUUAUUUCAUUUAUGUUAUGAGUAAAUAAUGAAGAUUUGCUAUGCGCGCAGUACAACAGACAUCUGUGAAUAGCAGUUAUUUAGGAAGGGGCAGUCAAUUCUUUUGUUUUAUCUUAUUAUUUUAUUUUUUGAUUUCUGGUAGAGUUAAACAUGAUCUGCAGUAUCUUUUGUUGUGCGCAUUGUUGUGCCCUAGUCUGCUAUUGUGUUGCUUUAGUGCCAUCUAGUGGUGAUAAGUGAUUGUCUCACUUGACUUCAGCUGUAAUCUAUUCCAGUUUGUUUCCACGUUGCCUAUUCACACCCAUGCAAACAGUAGUGCUGGAAACCUUUCAUUCAAAGUUAACAAUAAAAAGCAGACAAACGGGUAUCGGAUUCAAUAUCAGGGAUGAGAGGAGGUGCCUUACUGAGAAAAAGGAUAAAAAGUCAGACUUAAAUGCAAGAAGAAAACGAGGCGCCUUGAAGAACUGAACCAUGAACAGGAGACACAAGUUCUCGUGAAAUAAGCAAUGGCCUGCUUGCAGGAACUAGCCUCAGAACACACACAUACACACAGAGUACGUCCUCGGAUGUUGGAUGAUUUUUUUUUUUCACGUGGCCAUUGCGUAAUGAGUGUGGAACCAGGAGGAACUAACCAGAGAGAUGGGUUAGUUAAGAACCAGGUUCACUGCCUGGGAUCAAUAAUAUUGAACAGCUUGCCCUGUAAUCUCGCUCCCAGUUAUAGCAUUUUGCGCUUGUUUUCAGUUCCUGGUUCCCUCCUCUGAACGUAGUUGCAUUUCUAGACCAGAAUGGUCAAUCAUCAAAGACUAAACACCCUGCCCUAGUUCCUUUGCUGACCCAGUAAUGUAUAUUAUAUAGAUCUCAAUUUUCUGGUUAGCAUGGCCUCUUUAUACUGUUGAGCAAGCACUAGCCAAUUUCUCAGUAUUAUGAAGAUGAUGUCGAUUUCUAAAUACUUUACGUAUUAUGAAGAAGAUGUGCACAAAUGAUCCGGAGGUAACUUCGAUUUGCGUUUGUGAAUUGCGUGCAGCGAUUAUCGAUUCUGUUCUAGGAAUCACUAGAAGUGUCUCGGAAACUGCCUCCCGAUACCAGCAGAGAAUGAAAAACUAAGAAUGCCAAACAUUUUGCCUCAAUCAAAGAUGAGCUGCACAACGCCAAGAAUAACAUGCCCAAGUGAAUUAGAGAUUAUUAGUUUAAUUUCCGCUCUGCAUUUUCCAGUUUUGCUCCUUCAGUCGGGAGGGUGUAAUAAGAGUAUUAAACUUCCUGACUGCUGAAAAUACGACUGCUAUUUAAUCUCUUAUCUCUCACCUCCCCUCUGGUUUGAUGAUAAUUUUUACAGCAUUUUUAAUUCUUAAUAAUUUUUAAAACAUAAAUGGUUUUGUUCUGAAAAGGUAAAAUAUUGAUGACUGUGGGAAUGUGAAUGUUUAUUUCUUUUUUCAUUCUCUCCUCUAUUUUCUUAUUUUGUUCUUAGUUUCCUGAUUUUAAUUUCUUUGCACUGUUUUUGUUUGUAUAAAUCUUCUAUUGCUAUUGAUUUAUGGAUAUGCAUAAACAUGCUCUUGAUGUUGUUUCUUGUUAUGUAUGCAGUCACUUUUGAGAGAGAUAAGGCUGGGAUUGUGCUUCCCUCCUUGUUCUCUUUUAUAUUGUGUCAUUAGACGUUUCUCCAUAUAUUCUCCCAUCUAAACGUUAAAGGAUUGUGUUUUAAUGAUGUGCACAGUUUAAAGAGGAGCAUUGCAAUUACAAACAAAAAGUACUGUUUACAUAUACUGUUCAUCAUCUUUGUAAAGUGUAGAGGUUUAAAAAGACAACUUCCAGUGAUUACAGUUUUAAGGUUUCAUAAAUAAAUAAUAAAAAAACUUGGUUCGAGGUGCUGUAAUUAUUCAUGAACUGGCCAAAACAAAUGCCUCGUGCUUGCCGCCUGCUCAAUGAGGUGUAAUCUGCCAUUGCUUUCUGAGCCAAUAAAUUAAUUUAAA
This is a messenger RNA of Myxocyprinus asiaticus (Chinese sucker), 8912 nucleotides long. Its product is annotated as signal-induced proliferation-associated 1-like protein 1. Bases 658 to 6000 code for a protein of 1780 amino acids. Gene Ontology annotation, cellular component: cytoplasm. Gene Ontology annotation, biological process: regulation of small GTPase mediated signal transduction; activation of GTPase activity. NCBI's taxonomy places the organism in Eukaryota, Metazoa, Chordata, Actinopteri, Cypriniformes, Catostomidae. The transcript is spliced from 22 exons. Gene Ontology annotation, molecular function: GTPase activator activity; protein binding. The record is from RefSeq and is a predicted model, not a curated record.